Sitophilus oryzae (rice weevil) is the source of this 8521-nucleotide messenger RNA. Its product is annotated as serine-rich adhesin for platelets-like. Gene Ontology annotation, cellular component: extracellular region. The record is from RefSeq and is a predicted model, not a curated record. Lineage: Eukaryota; Metazoa; Arthropoda; Insecta; Coleoptera; Curculionidae. Gene Ontology annotation, molecular function: chitinase activity; chitin binding. The transcript has 19 exons. Gene Ontology annotation, biological process: chitin catabolic process; carbohydrate metabolic process. The coding region runs from base 169 to 7662 and encodes 2497 amino acids.
UCGUACGUUCACGACAGUGGUACUUCGAGUAGGCAGUACGGGACGAAAAAAAUAAUCGCUAAAAAACUCGGCGCGUCGCGUUGUGGCUUUAAUUUUUGGUGUUUGAGUUUAUCUUGGAUUUUUUUUGGUGUUCUUUGAUGGUUUUUGGAUACAUUUCGAAACAGUAAUAUGAUCUCGACGGAUAUCUGUCGAUGGUUGAUUUUGCUGAUAUCGUUAUCGACAUGGACGAAACUAACAGAUUCAAAAGAAAUGCGUGUGGUUUGUUAUUACACGAACUGGUCGGUUUACAGGCCUGGACAGGCCAAAUUCAGCCCACAGAACAUCAAUCCGUACCUGUGCACGCAUUUAGUGUAUGCCUUUGGAGGAUUUACCAAAGAAAACACCCUGAAACCAUUCGAUAAAUACCAAGACAUAGAAAAAGGUGGAUAUGCCAAAUUCACUGGCCUCAAGACCUACAACAAGAACCUCAAGACCUUGAUAGCUAUCGGAGGUUGGAACGAGGGUUCUUCCAGGUUUUCGCCAAUGGUGGCCAACGCCGAACGGCGAAAAGAACUGGUAAAAAAUGCCGUCAAGUUCCUCAGGCAGAACCAUUUUGAUGGUUUGGACUUGGAUUGGGAGUACCCCACGUUUAGGGAUGGUGGUAAAUCUAGGGAUAGGGAUAAUUAUGCUCAAUUAGUGAAGGAACUUAGAGAAGAAUUUGAACGAGAAUCAGAGAAAACCGGAAGACCAAGAUUAUUGCUCACCAUGGCUGUACCGGCUGGUAUAGAAUACAUUAACAAAGGCUAUGAUGUACCUAAACUUACCAAGUACUUGGAUUGGAUGAAUAUAUUGUCCUACGAUUACCAUUCGGCUUUUGAACCUGCCGUAAAUCACCAUGCCCCCCUUUUUGCCUUGGAGGAAGACAAUGAAUACAACUAUGAUACGGAACUGAACAUCGACCAUACGAUCAAACACUACCUAAAAAUGGGCGCCGAUCCAACCAAGCUUGUCCUCGGUAUACCAACCUAUGGUCGUUCUUAUACCCUUUUCAACCCAGAAGCCUACGAAAUCGGAUCUCCAGCCGAUGGACCAGGAGAUAUGGGUUCAGCAACCAGAGAAAACGGAUAUCUAGCAUAUUACGAGAUUUGCGAAAACAUCAAAGACCAAGACUGGGAGGUCGAUGAACCCAAUCCCGAAGCUAUGGGUCCCAUAGCUUUCAAAGACAACCAAUGGGUGGGAUACGACGAUGAAAACAUAGUUAAAAGAAAAGCAAAAUACGUUGCCGAGAAUAAUUUGGGCGGUAUUAUGUUUUGGGCGAUUGACAAUGAUGAUUUUCGAGGUAACUGUCAUGGAAAACCUUAUCCUUUGAUUGAAGCUGGUAAAGAAGCCUUGUUGGACGCCUAUGGAUUGACUGAGGAGAAUCUGAUAUCUCCUCCGUCAAAACCAACGAAGUCAUCGAAGAACAAGCCUAGAAGUAGACCGACUAAGAGUAGUACUACGGAGAAGUCAGAGGAAAUCAGUAGUUCUACAACUUCUGCACCCAGAAAACGAAGAAUCAAGAACAAAAACCGAUCCGAGGAGAAAUUAUCAAGUGCCAAAAGAAGAAAGGACUCAUCUAGAGCACAAGAAGAUACUUCGAGUUACAGUAGCUUAAAAAUAGUUACACCCUCGUAUACCACGCCUGCACCCCCACCUACACCGGAUAUGGGAGGAGACUUCAAAUGUGAAGAUGAAGGUUUCUUCCCUCACCCGAAAGACUGCAAAAAAUACUAUUGGUGUCUCAGUGGAGCGGGAGACUCAGGAAUCGUCGCACAUCAGUUUACAUGUCCCGCAGGAUUAUAUUUUAACAAAGCUGCCGAUUCUUGCGAUUACAGCCAGAACGUACUGUGCAAGAAAAAACUGCAAAAAGCACCGUCCACCACUACUAGUACUACCGAAAAACUGUCCGAGUCUAGUACGAGCGCUACGACAUCUCCAAGACCGACUUUGAGUAGUAUAUUUUCUACAACCAGGGCACCUCCUAAAAUUACAGCUGCUACAAGUAAAACUACCUUUAAAGCGUCUACUACAACCACAACAGAAGCAUAUGAAGAUGAGGAAGAAUACGAAGAUGAGGAAGAGGAAUCCGUACCAGGCAAAGAAGAAGAUCCUCAGGUCAUCAAAGAACUGAUAGCCCUGAUCAAAAAAGCCGGAGGUCUGGAAGAAUUGGAAAAACAGUUAACAGGCGGCAAAGAUUCCUCUACCUCUUCCGGAACUGACACAACGACUCAGUCAGCUCUCAGCAAGACGCUGUACGAGAGAGUACUGAGCAAGACGUCGAAAAAUGCUUUGAACGCUUUGAAAUCGACUUCUCGUACUAGAAAUAGCGGUGGUCCUCAGGGUCAGGCAGUUAAAAGUAGUGAUGGAGCGAAGAAAGUUGAUAGAGGCAGGCCACAAUACAGUUCAAUAGCUAGACAAAGGGCUUCUACAGAGAAAGCUGUUGACGAAGAAGAAGUAAAAAGUGUGGCGGAAGAAGAAAACAAAGCUGGUAAAAGUAAACAGUCAAGUAGAUCGAAAUCAGCUUUGGAGUAUGUUAAUAUUCGUAGACCAAAAAGCAGUACUACCACCGAAUCCAAUGAAGAUGAUGGUUCCGACAGAAACCGAAUUCUAGGAGAACUAGACGACGAAGAAAACGAAGAAGAAGUAAAGAAAAAAAACAAUGUUCCUCAAUACGUCAGUAUCAGAAGACAGAGACCUUCAACCACUGAACCCAGCGUUUCAUCUUCGAAGUACACUUCAAUUCGAAGAUCCACUGUAGCCCCAGUACAAGAAGAUGAAAAAGAAGAAGAAAUAGAUGAGGAUGAUGACGAUGAAGAGGGUGGUACAAACAGUUGGCGUAGAUCAACAACGGAAUCAAGCAGAGAAUCUCCAAAGUACCAAACUAUACUGAGGCGUAGUACUACAACUCCACUACCGGUAACCACUGAAGAUGAUCAAGUUGCUAGGAAACGAUCAACUACAACCUCACCUGGAGCUGAGUCCAGUACUGAAUCGAAAUAUAAGUUUAUUCGACGAUCUACCACCACCACUGUUGCCACUUCUAAUCAAGAAGAUGAUAACAACGAAGAGGUUUUAAGGCAAAAAUCAACUACUGAUGCCCCCAGUGUAACUGAAGCAGGCAGAACCGAAUCGAAAUAUAAAUUUAUACGACGAUCAACUACUACAACAGUUUCUUCCAAUAUUGUAGCGGAGAACUCUUCAUCGAAUGAUGUUAAUAGUGUAUCAUCUGCUUCAAGCGAACCACCUACGUCACAAGCAUUAAAAUCUGAAAGUGGUCAAAACGAAGCCGCCUCUUCAGUUACCGAAACCGAAAUCCUUAUAACCACUCCUACAUCACAAACACCACCAAGCCCACCAUCGGAAUCAACAUCUAUUACCUCACCAUCAUCUACCGAACCUCAAAGAGACCUCGCAUCGUCAACUUCUUCCAGCAAUUCCUCCACAUCAGAAGUACCGGAAAGAAGACGUCCGGUUUUGUUCCAUCCUAGACCCUUCACUCAGAGUUCCACUACAACAACAACACAAACUCCUUCGAGCGAAUCUGCUGCAAAGGUGAGUCAGUCUAGUUUCAAAUCGCGGGCUAGGGGCGAGACUAUACCCACCACCACAGAUUCUGGUACACGUAGAAUAAGAAAUAGAGUUAGAUUCGCUGGUACAAACCGCAACGAAGACGCCGAGCAGGAGGACAAAGCCGAAAGGACCGAAGUUAAAUCUGUCAGGUCCAAGGCACGUUUCAUUGCCAGUACUACAGAGAAUCAAAUCGAUUACAACCUGGAACAGAACCGGAAAUACAGACCUGUUGAAUUGGCUGAUUUAUCUUCGUUAACUUCGGUUGAUUUGAAGAAGGGAGAAAUAAACCUUAAUAAGAGACGUCGAAGACCCGUAGGUUCAUCUACUUCCAGUACUACAUCAACUACAGAGAAAGUACUAGAAGAAGACGAAAAAACUGGAUCCAGAACCUUACCUCUAGCAAGGAAGCUAAUAGAUUCUUCAAAUUUCGGAAAAAGUCGUAGAGUAAUCCAGAAAAACGUCGAUCAAAUCGAUGCAGAAUCGGAUAAAUCAGCCAGCAGAAAAGUAAUCAGGCGUUUUAGAUCAACCACCGCCAAAUCUACGUCUGAGAUCUCAUCUACAACACCACAACCAGAUGUUUCAGAGAAUAGUGUUAAAAUCACACCAAGAAGCAGGAAAAUAAUUAGAAGGUUUAGACCUACGUCUGGAUCGAGUACUACGGAAAAUACAUCUAUUGAACCCCUAUCCACAAGCUCUGUAUUACCUAAUUCACGAAGAAAAUCGAUAUUCUUUAAAUCAAACCAAGUGUCUUCUAGUUCUUCAACCACUGAAACAACAACCUUAUCAGAAAAUCCUUUAAUAGCACUAUUCAGUACCAAGUCUAGGUUUGGUGUCACCAAGAACAAUACAGAUAUAGAAGAUGAAGAAGAAGACACUACCAGCGAUCAUAUUGACGUGUUAAAUGGGGAAGAAGGUGAAAAUAUUAAGUUAUCUGAGUCUAACAUCAGGGAAAGUAGCAAGAUUAAUACGUUUGGUUUUGAUGAUAAGCUGAGAAAGCAGUUUGGUUUCGGCAAGAACAAAGAAAGCAUAUUCACCAAAACAUCGAUAGAAAAAGAGAACCGAGAGUUAGAUUUAGGUAGUGAUAACGAAACUACCACUCCAACGACUACUACGACUUCUACAAGUGAAAAUAUCCAGUCAGUAACUUUAUUGUCACGAACUGAACCUACUAGAAUACUGAGAACCAGGAAAAUUAUCAGAAAAUUUAAUGCAACUGAUAUUAGCUCAACCACAGAAGCAAAUACCGUCAGAGGCCGGAAAGUUAUACGUCGUUUUAGGCCUGGGUCUUCUAAUAAUUUGGAUGCUACAUCAAAAGACGAAACUACUAAGCUUGUAAGAAAGAACUUUAUAAGGGGUAAAACCACUAACACUGAAACUACAACCGAAUUUGAUUCACAGAGCUCUGCAACAACUACCGAAAAAAAUAGUUUCACUACUACCGGAAGAACGUAUAUUAGAAGACGUCCAACAACUCCUAGUUCUUUGCCAUCAUCGACAAGAGGUCGAUAUUUUGGAAGAUCUACCACCCAAGCUUCUGCCAGUGAGGAAUCGGUUAGCAGGAAGUCUUUUAAACCGAGCUUUGGGAAAAAGACUACCACUGAAGAGACUUUCUUUGAAUCUACGAAGGCUCCACUGAGUCCUCGGUAUAACCUGUAUUCAAGAAAGCCGUAUUCUACAACGGAAAGGUUUGAUGUUGAAGAUAACGAUGAAGAAGAUGAAGAUUUUAACUCGGACGAUGAAGAAGAUGAGGAUGAAGACGAACAUCCAGAAAACGAAGAAGACAAACCUAAGUAUACUAUAUUCUCGACUUCUUCACUUAGUAGGACUCAUAAGUUUGAGUCUAACACUAACUUUAAUGACGAGGAUGAGGAAGAUAACGAUGAUGGUGUCAAGGCAAACAAAACUAUUAGUUCGUACGUAUUUAAAACUGCUUUGAAUAGUCUUAACGAAUCAGAAACUUUGAUUGAUAAAGACAAAUUUACUGAUCCUACUAAGCCUGAAUCGGAGUUAGAAGUUAAUCAGAUGGUAAACAACAAUGAGACUGAUUCAGAUAACAAGGCUAUUCUAACAAGACAGAAAGUAGCCGUGAGUAAAGAAGAAGUUCAGACUAAAUCUCAGCAAGAUUUGCUAAAAAGUCGUCCAGGAUCCAAAUCAAGGUCUAGCACUACUACUGUUGCUUCAUCUACUGAUGAUAAUACAACUGAGCUUUCGGAAACUGAUGCAACAACGCAGUCAAUUUUAGAAUUGACAGUCAGUACAGAAGAUGGGUUCAAUAAACUUGAAGAAUUUACUACUUUAAUCUCAAAAGAAGAUGAAGUUGGUAUUACCACAACUGAAAGUGUGAAAGAAACAACUUUCAGUCCGACAACUGAGGGAUCUUUUGAUGUAACUUCUGUUAGCAACUUCGAAACAAGUACUACCGAUUCAGAUUUAGAAGUUACAACAUUCACGGACAAUAAUAACACACCAACAACUCACAGAAUUACAACAACAUCGGAACCGAGACGUCGUAGUACUUUAAGGACUUUAAAAGAACGUCCUGGACUGUCAUUCUCCCGUAAACCAUCACUUACUACAAGCACCACUCCUUCUUCUGUGAGUUCUAGUACUAGAAGAUCUUUUACUAGAUCUGGAGCUAGUAAAAAUAGGUUUUCUAGGCCGUCAACAACAGUCAGACCUUUGAGUAGUCGAGUAAGAUCAACAAGUCCUAUAUCAGUUAGACAGUAUGUUAACCAGAGAAAUAAUAACAGGAAAACUGAAGAGGAUGAGGAUGAAGAAAACGAAGAAGAAUUUGAAGAAGAUGAAGAAGUUAUUCCUACUUCAAAACCUUCCUUUACUAGGUCUACUACAAGAAGAAUUGUGAAUACUCCUUUUGUGAACAAACCAGCUAAGGGCAGGAUUAAUAAACCUAAGUUUACGAAACCUUCUAAUAAUCCAGCAGUUAAAUCGGAAGUGAAUCAGGAAGAUUUAGGGGUAGACACCGAGGCAGUGAAGCAAAGAAACAAAAAUUUGUUUGCAAAAAGGAAGAUGAAUACUCCUGCUGUUUUGUCUUCGACUGUUUCUUCGGCUACUGAGUCUACUACAAUAGGUGAUGUGAUUGAAACUGACACAGAGACUGUUUCUAGUGAUCAAUUCACUACGAUUAAGAUGUUCACGACCGAUACAACUGAUCCAAGCUUGACAACUCUACAUCACGUUUUUGCUCAAGUCGAUGAAAUGAACUCUACAACUGAAUCAGCAGCGUCAUCAUCAUUCGAUGAGAAAUCACGUAAAAUUGAACGAUUGAUCGAAGUGAAUAGGAUCAAAGAAGUGAAAACCAAAGAGGCAAAGGUGGAGGUGUUACCUACAUUGGAUAAAAUAGGAGAGAUCUCAAGGAUAACGUUCAUUAAAAUUGUUGAUGGAAACAAUGAGACGGUUAUUAAAGACCCUGUAUCAAAUGAGAUCAGUUUGAACGAACCUAUAUCUCCUGUUUAUUCGUCUACUGACAGUAAAGUUGGUGAGAGUCCAGCCAAAAUUGAACAAGUUCCAAGUCCAGAUAAAUCAAAGAAUUUUAACCUGAAGAAUGUAGAUUUAGAGUUAAAAAUGGGACAGCCCAAUCAACGCGAAGAGCGUAAAUUUGAGAUUCAUGGCGGUAGUAAGGUUGUAGAUAACAAAGUCCUAACAAAUAUUGGUGGAAAACCCGAAAUCAUUGACGGAAUUUCCCACAUCAACGUUGUUACACCUAAACAUCUAUCUCCGGAAACUUCCACAAUAUCUUUAGAAGGUCUUUUCCAGAAUAACUUGAACCCCAGCUUCACAUCAACCGAUGAACUGCUUGAAGGCGGUCGAUCUGAACUAGUCCAAGUCAGAGUACUGAACCAAGACGUGUUAGAGUCACGCUCAAAGUCGGAUAGCAAGUUUGUGCCUGUGAGGGUGUUAGCUCAAGACUUAGAGGACGAAGAAGAGGUGACCAUGAAGGCUCGCGUGGUGGAGAUCCGCCCCAAGCCCGAUACAAGGACGAUUAAAAUAGUACCGAUUCGUGUGGAAAUGUCCAGGAACCUCGCGCUACCUCCUAGGGCGGUACCGAAAACAUAACGUAGGUCGUUGUGAUGGUUUUUUAGUGAUCUAUUUAUUUGAAAUGACCCCGAAAAAGGUUAUUGAACGAUUUUUUUAUGAUUUUGGGGUACUAACCUUUCAGUUUUCAGUAUAGAAACUUUUUGUAUGGUUAUGUUUUAAAAAAAUCGACAAAUUAGGUGAAUAAUAAUACAAUGGAAUGAGUUGGUUUAUUAUUAUUUAUUAUUGUUGGAAUUUAAAAUAAUUUUGUAUUGAGACUGAAGGGAUUUAAAAAAUAAAACACAAAAUAACUACGGAGUUAUCAAAAAUGUCUGAAAUAGUUGGCUAUACUUUGUUCAUUUGGUUGGCAAUAAAAUGUUAUACUUGUUAAAUACGAUUUAAACUAGUGUAUAAACAACGCGAAAAAAUAUAAAUAAUUUUAUAUUAAUAUAUAGUAUUAAUAGUAUUAAAUUGGGUCUAUAAUAAUGUAAGACAAUUUCAAUCAUUUUUGGUCGUUCCGUAUAUGUAAAUAUAUUUUGUUAUCGUUAUAAUUUUAGUAACUUAAGCUUAGGAUUGCAUGUAUAUAUUACUGCCAGCACUGUUUGUAUAGCCUUGUACACCCUCUCUGCAAACUGUUUAUUUUUCUAUACGGGGUGUUCCAUAAGUAAAAAAUCUUCUUUCAGAAAAAAAAACAUGUUCUCUCUUUCUUAUGAAACGCCCUGUAUAUUUUCUUAGCCCUUCUGUCUUCUUGUGUGUUUGUGCCAUAACGAAAUGGUCGACUCUUUUUUUAUUUGUUACUCGUAUGUGGCCAGUGGGGUUCUCUGUGUUCUUUCUAAUAUUUUUUUUAUUAUUAAUAAUGUAAUACUGUUUUGUCCUUAAAUAUAAUAUUGUGAUAUCUGAA